Mesorhabditis belari is the source of this 798-nucleotide messenger RNA. The record is from the annotation of a GenBank genome assembly. NCBI's taxonomy places the organism in Eukaryota, Metazoa, Nematoda, Chromadorea, Rhabditida, Rhabditidae.
AUGAAAUUGGAUCAACGUGAAGAGGAUCGAUCUGUAACUGCAACGCGUAUCACGAGACGAAGCGCAAGAAUGGGCGGAACGAAAAGCGGCUACGAGACGAACACCUCUACGGAGCAAUCAAACAUCAACAAAAAGUCGAGCAAAGAUGUGCCAGUGACAAAGGAAAUAGCAAAAGCCACAGCUGGCGGCAGCAUGGACGUUGGCAAGCCCGCUUUACAGCAGCAAGGAGAAACCCGAGAAGAACGCUUGAAGCGUCGCCAGAAAGACGACUCGAAUGAGAAGGAUGACGAGGAAAAGAGCAACAAUCAGCAGGAUUUGGAGGACGAAGUCGACGAGGAGAGCCCCGGAAAGCCGAACAAGCAGCGGGCAACGAUUCAUCUCUUCGACAAGAGUACCCAAUCGAAGAUCAAAGUCGGACAGCAACAUCAGGCCGUCCUCACUGCGUAUGGAAACAAAUCCAAUUCUCUUGUCGAGGAUCGUGAAGAUCGGGAUCAAGCUCUCUGGAUUCCACUACUUGCAAACGGGGAGCUCACCGCUUGCGAUCUCGACAAAUACAUUGAUGAAGCGAUGACCCUGCAUAUGAUGCCGCUUGAUCGAGCUCUUUUCAUCCUGCUUAAAAACGAAAACUCAUUCGUGAUGAAUGGUCACAUGAUGAUUCUGUCGUCUUUCAAAAUGCUUUCAACUACUAUGGGAAAAACUUCACGAUCAUUUCAGAAGCUCUUCCACAUCGUACGACCAACUCAAUCGUCAAUCAUUACUAUAAUAUCAAGAAGUCUUCCAGCUCAAAGCUCAAUCCAA